AUGAUAAUUUCACAGCGUCCCAUCUUACAACAAUCGGCAUCGAUUUUAAACUUAAAACAAUUGAUAUUGAAGGCAAAACCAUCAAGCUUCAAAUCUGGGACACUGCAGGGCAAGAACGAUUUAGGACCAUCACUCAGACUUAUUAUAAAGGCGCCAUGGGGAUCAUCCUCGCUUAUGAUUGUACAGAUGAGAAGUCAUUUAACAAUAUACGUAACUGGGUGCAACAAAUCAAAAUGCACGCCAAUGAAAACGUGGCCAAGGUACUGGUGGGGAACAAGUGUGACAGACCUGAUAAGAAAAUCAGCACAGAACAAGGAGAAGCAUUGGCAAGGGAGCUGGGGAUCAAAUUUUUUGAAACCAGUGCCAAAACAAAUAUAA
Blepharisma stoltei is the source of this 378-nucleotide messenger RNA. The record is from the annotation of a GenBank genome assembly. NCBI's taxonomy places the organism in Eukaryota, Ciliophora, Heterotrichea, Heterotrichida, Blepharismidae.